Messenger RNA from Calliphora vicina (urban bluebottle blowfly), 742 nucleotides. RefSeq names its product endocuticle structural protein SgAbd-6-like. The record is from RefSeq and is a predicted model, not a curated record. Gene Ontology annotation, cellular component: chitin-based extracellular matrix. The transcript has 3 exons. NCBI's taxonomy places the organism in Eukaryota, Metazoa, Arthropoda, Insecta, Diptera, Calliphoridae. Gene Ontology annotation, molecular function: structural constituent of chitin-based larval cuticle. Bases 181 to 480 code for a protein of 99 amino acids.
AAUACUCGCAAGAAAUAAAAAUAAUAAUAAAUAAACAAAACAAAUGGAGAAAAAGAAGAUGAUGAUGAUGGUGAUGAGCUUGAUAAUAAAUAUGCAAUUACAAUUUAACUGGUUUUCGUGACACUCAUAACCGACAUUCCACAACCCAACCGCCGCGGCCGAUCGAGCCAACCAAGAAAAAUGCUAGUCUUUGGUUUAUUGGCUUUUGUUGCUUGCACAUUGGCUGCUCCUCAAAAAGAUGUGGAAAUUAUUUCUCAAAAUAGUGAUGUGAACAUUGACUCUUACAAGUUUGACUUCGCCACCAGUGAUGGAACUUCGCGUACUGAGGAGGGUGUCAUUAAAAAUGCCGGUACCGACAAUGAAGUUUUAGAGGUAAAGGGCAGCUUUACAUGGACUGCUCCCGAUGGUCAAACCUAUACAGUGAACUUCAUAGCUGAUGAGAAUGGUUUCCAACCUGAAGGCGCCCAUAUACCAAAAUAGACAACUACAAUUUAACUAAAAACAUUCUUGUUAACCAUUUACGUUCGCUUAGUAGAAGAAGAAGAAGAAGCUGAAGAAUAUGAAUAAGAAGAAGCAUGAAUAAAUACUCUCUUUAUAAUUUCCGACUUAAUCAUCCAUCGUACUUACUUAUGUAAACAAAAAUUUGUCUUGUUAUGUUUUGUAAAAAAAAAAUUUUUUAUUUUUAUUUUAUUUUGUUUUUGUAAAUAUGUUUAUCCUGUAAAUAAAAACAAUCUUAAUUUAA